ACCUUCAAAGGUCAACCUUCUGGGCAUGCCUGAUUGCUGCCUCCCAGGGUAUAUAAACUGCCCCAGGAAGAAACAACCCAUAUUCAGCAGGAGAGAGGCUAUCCCAAAAUGAAGGCUUUCCUUGUUCUUCUGCUGGGAGCAGUCCUGUGCUUGGACUCAGGUUCCUCUCUGCAGUGUUACAGCUGCAAGACACAGCUCAGCAACUCCUACUGUCAGACGGAAAUGAUCUGCAAGGAAAAUGAAAUGUGCAAGACAGAUGUGAUCAAGGUUGCAGGACUCUUCACCAUCAUCAGCAAGGGCUGUGACCCGUCAUGCGCUGCAGAACAUCAGGACUUCAGCGUGGGCAACAGGAAUGUCUCCUGCUGCAGCACCAACCUCUGCAACGUCAACGCAGCUGGCAGUGUGACGUACAGCUAUGGGAUGGCAGCAGGGAUAGCAGCCAGCAUGCUCUGGCCCUUCCUGAACAACAGACUGUGAGGAGCAAAGAGGAUUCCUAUGACCCCAGAAAGUCUUAGAGCACACUUCUUACAGGAAUUUUAACCAGGAGCAAUGCAUUGUGUUGGACACACAGCAUCCUUGGAGCUGAUGGCACAUCUUUGCUAUAUGAUAGCUUCUUCAUUACUGUUAUUGUAUUGCUGUAGUGCUACCAGAUAAGAAAAUAUGUGUGCAUGCUAUCUGAAUAACA
Molecule: messenger RNA, 685 nt
Organism: Chroicocephalus ridibundus (black-headed gull)
Lineage: Eukaryota; Metazoa; Chordata; Aves; Charadriiformes; Laridae
Gene: PSCA
Product: prostate stem cell antigen
Exons: 3
Coding region: 109-477 (122 amino acids)
Cellular component (GO): plasma membrane
Source: RefSeq, a predicted model, not a curated record